Symsagittifera roscoffensis is the source of this 8334-nucleotide messenger RNA. RefSeq names its product zinc finger FYVE domain-containing protein 26-like. Gene Ontology annotation, molecular function: phosphatidylinositol-3-phosphate binding. The record is from RefSeq and is a predicted model, not a curated record. Gene Ontology annotation, biological process: regulation of cytokinesis; mitotic cytokinesis; double-strand break repair via homologous recombination. Gene Ontology annotation, cellular component: centrosome; midbody; lysosomal membrane. The coding region runs from base 1 to 8241 and encodes 2746 amino acids. NCBI's taxonomy places the organism in Eukaryota, Metazoa, Xenacoelomorpha, Acoela, Convolutidae. The transcript has 30 exons.
AUGAGCCUUUCGCAGCAGAACCACUUGUUGCGAGCAGUCUUGUGUCAACCAUGUAGCUCCAAACGACAGUCUUCCCUCCUUCAACGUACUCUCGAGUCAUUCCAGCCAGAAGAACUGACUCAGUCAUCUUCCGUGGACAGACUUUGUCAGACAGUGACUUGGCUGUGUCAAAUAGUGGACCAACAGGACACUCUAUGGACUACUAUGCACAAGGCGGCCAUAGCCACAGAUCGACAUUUUCUCCAUCUAAUUAUGGAAACACUUCUGGUGCUUGUACGUGAAAACUUCUUCCACGAGGUUCGUUCAAUCCUAGCCAAAGAACGCUUCUCAGAUCUGAAGAUUCUCCUCUUCCUGAUGGCCUGGAAGCACAUAUCUGGACUGAGCAACUGCAAGUCUUUUCUCACUGCCCUGGAUCUGUACCCUCCGAAAGAGGACCCGACCAAAAUGAGGUCCAGAGAUGAUUUCCAGUAUCCGCAGUUGAAUGCGAGGGCACUGUGUAUUAGCAAGCAGGUCCAGUUGAUCGAGUGGUGCACCGGAUUCAGGAAUGAGAAGCAGUCGUGUGAGUUCCUGUCCACAUCUCGCCUGCAGAACUGCACCCCCCUCUACUUGCUCCACUCCCACUCCGACCUCAAACAGAUCACCCCCUCUGACGUCAUCACUCGGCUGGAGGACCAAUACCUCUACAGAUCCCACAAUCCGAGUCAUGACAGUUUUCGCGACGUUCAAACUUACAGGGCCUUCAAUGCUCUCAAAAGCGCGAUCCAAGCUGUCAUUCUCUGUGCAAAACGUCGAUCGAUGCUGUUAGCCGACAAUAAAAACUUUGAGAAUAAAACAAACAAACUGUUCAAUGAUAUCAAUACGUCAGUCAAAAAGAUUGAAGAUCCUUUGGCGUUGAUAGAAGUACUAGAAAAUUUAUAUUCUCUCAUUUUUUUGAAGUAUUUUGACUUGGAAAACAUUCGGCCAGUUCCCCAAAACCAUACUGGAAGCUUUAUGGACGGCACUGAUACCAAAUUUGGCGCUCUAAUUCGGUCCAUGGAAAUUGAGGAUUCGUUCAACACGAUGAGUCACGAAGGUGAUGUAUUGGAGGAGAAAGGUCACUCAAACUCGGCUUCUACUCGCGGUGCAGCUAGCUCAUUUGCCGCUACGGGUUAUCCUGAGAGAACUCAAACUGAAGAUGGCGAACCCACUAAGGAGUCCUCUCGCUACGUUGUGAACACUUAUUUUGUUCAUUCAAUGCUCAAAUUCCUCAAACAUAACUGCAAAACUCUCCACGAUAAAACCUCACAACUAAUGCCUGAUAAUUUAAUCAAGAGGACGGAAUUGUUCGAGAAUGUUCUGGAAGAAGCGGAGACGAGGUUCAGAAUAGUGACAACUGUUGGAUUGGAGGAGAAGUUGCCUUCGAGUGGGGAGUGGGGCGACCUAAUUUGUAGAUAUCCAGACAAAAUCAACACUCGUGACAUCGGGGACCUGAGUGAGUUGAUCUCCUCUCCCGGUGCCUUUGAGGCCUCCUGUGUGGAACAGAUGCUGGGGGACCCAGUGUCCCUUCUGUUCAACUGUCUGUGGAGAAAAGACUUCGAAUUGGCAGACAACAUCAGACAGAGGUACAAUAUAAGUGUCUCAGAAGUGGAGAAAUUUGUGGCCAUAGAAGUGGGCUAUGACCAACUAUGGCGCAAAGUGACAGAGUGUGGGGACAAGGAGGCAGGUGGCGAGGGGGGCAGAGGAGGUGGCGGGGGAGGGGGUGUGAGGAGACAGAGGGGAGGUGCAUUCACUAUCGCAGAAGAAGAUGAAGAUAGAGGGGGGAACCAUGAUGAGGCUGAGGGGCUCGAAAUCGUUGACAGGUCUGCUUCGUUUCUGCAGCGCCUCACGAGUAAAGCUCAAAGUGGCAUUGGGAACAUGAACAUCCCGCAACUCCUCGAGAACUUCUUCGACUCGUUCAAACUUCCCGACUUCUCCUCAAUUCUCAGCCCUGAAGCGCAAACUGCCUUCACCAAAUUCAUACUACCCUCAAACUACAUCGAACUUAUGCUUAAAUUUGACAUAGCUUGUUCAUGCCCAUUGCCUAUUAGCGUUUUGAGAACUAUAAUUGAAGAGAACUUUGGUCUGGUGAGUUCGUUUCUGGAGGUCAAUGAGCCGAAAAGAGAAUUGGGCGAAAUUGGUGGAUUUCAGUAUGCGAUCGUAACACUGAAUGAUAUGCUGAAAACAGAAGCAUGUGAAGAAAGGAACUUCAUUAAAAUGUUGGCCAGCACAACAUUGCCUCUUGCGGCCAGCUCAUAUGACCAGUUUGAAAAUCUAAUCGAGAGUCAAAAACGAGCUAGAAGAGAAUUGAUGCGAGUGCUGGAAUCUACUCAUAAAGACUUAAAAGCCGACGCCUCAUCGAGCCAACAGAGAUCAGCAACAGCGUUGUCUCAGAGUCAGCGCAGUUUGGGAAAAGGGGGAAAGGGCAGCAAAGGAGCCAAAAUUGAGCCAAGCGUGGAAAUAGCAGAACAACAAGCAAUUGCGAAACGUCUAGAAAAGGAAAAUGCCAUGAGAGAUAUAUUACAUGCGGCGAUGAAAGAUUACCUUCGUGCAUUCUCUCAGCCAGACCCCAUUCUGAAGGACCUCUACAAAUCGUGCACUGAGAAGGAAAUAGCCUUCGCCCGCGAACCUCCAAAACGAACAUACUUUCUUGACGUUUUCUACGAAUACAUCAAAAGUUUCGCUCAAAAUUUGAUCCAACUGGAAUCUAAUGCCGCGCCUUCGGAGCCUUGGUCAUUUAAAACAUCGUCCGAAACAAGACUUGCGAUCAAAAAAUUAUCAAUUUGCCCUUUUACGUUACUGACCUAUAGUCCAACGGAACUGAUUUGUGACUUGGUUUUCGAGAAGCAAAUUCCGCUGAAGUCGUUAGAAGAUCUUUGCGACAAGCUUCAUAUUAACUUGUCCGAGAUCGUCUGCAACCGACUCCUCGUAUCUUUGCCAUGGCGCUGCCUCACCUUGUCUUACAACACAGAUUCAGUGAUGUCCUGUUCUCAUAAGGCGUUGAAUUUGAACCCGAUGGCUCCGCCCCUUCCAGACACUAUUUCACACUUGAGUAGUCACGUGUCGUCUGACAUGACAGGUGAAUCUGACGGACAGAAAGUGAUGAAAAAGUCUCCCAAUGAAGUGCUGGAGGAUAUUCUGAUGAAGUUGAUUCUCUUCUUCGACGACUGUUGCAACAGUUCCAGUCUGGUCAAGGGUGAAGAUCUUCUUAUCUUCUGUGAUAGUUACGACUUAGAGGCCAUCUUAGAAGACACAGCGCAAUUGGAGGGACUAGACUUGAAGGAGAUCCAAAGUGAUGGCAACAUGUUUGCAUUCUGCUGUAAUCUGUACAAUCUCAUGUUCCUGCAUGGAGCUAUUUUGGAGGCUAAAGCUCACAAGUUUUUAAAAGACAACAUGGGUCUCACUUGUCUAAUUGGUGGAUCGCCUCUGGAAAAACUGGCCUUCCAGCUUCGCUUAUCUUACACUGUGGGGGACUGCAAAAACAUAACUCUUUGGCAAUUGCGUAACUGCAUAUUACGUCAUAACAAAAAACCUAUCGGCCAAGUGCACUUCGGUCAAGCGUUCUAUGAAGUGCUGAAGUCGCAGGCGAAAUUACUGACUGAGUUCGCUUCGUUUGAUUUCUCGAAAUUUGACGAGACGUUUUUGCUAAUUGACGGAACUGUGUCUUCCCCUGUUUUGCAGGUGAUAAAAGGAAUGUCAAUUGAGAGUCAGAUGGAAGAAGGUGAAAGUCAUUGGAUCCAGAACCAGGUCAAGAUCACCAAAACAGGCCUCACAACUCCACAGCUACUGCACGAGUUUCUUUUCGAUAAAUACGAAGCCGAUUUCAUUACCCAAAAUGGGGCCAAAAAUAACAAUUUAUCCUCAAAUUGGCCUGUUUUGCUCAAGUUUUUACCGAAAUAUCUCGACGAUGAUGAUGCUAAAAGCUUACAAGAAAUUUACUCUAAAGGAUUCUUGAAUGUCCACGUUUUAAAUAACGAAGAAGAAAACAAAGUUUUUGAAGUUCAGUAUGAUUUCAAUACUGUCGCUGACUUCUCUAAUUUCGAAACGAUUACUGCAAAUUCUUUAAACGAACCCGGGUUUGUUGACGGUAUGUUAGCCUGUGAGAAAACGGACCGAAUCUCGUGCCGAACAUACCCCUUGCACAGCGCGACUGGAAUUAAGCAGUUUUUACAUAGUAAAAACCCACUACAAGCUACUUUGAUUGAGCUUAUACAUCAAGUAACGGAUACUUGUAACGAGUCGUAUGAAAUUGCCGACGAUAAGAAACGAGACCGAUCUAUCUCCAUGAGUUCUCGGAAAUUAACCUUUACUUUAACAGCCGGAGCCAAUUCGCCAAACUCUAUUAAUCGGGACUCAACCCUUGACCAUCUCAAAUUGAUUCGAGAUACUGUGUCUUCGAAAUUUUCUUUUAACUACCCAGCCUUGAAAACUUGGUCGAAGAAAAUUUUAAAACCUUUCGAAGAAUUUUACAAUUCUACGGAUGCCGGUUUCGGAAAGCAUGAAAAUUAUUUGUCCCUUUUAAAUGAACACGGGCUUAUAAGCGGCGCUAAAUGUCCAAAAGUUGUCAAAAAAUGCUUAGCGUAUUUGGAACAAAUUUUAAAAAGCGAUGCUCCAGUUUUUGAGUUAUGUCCCAAAAUCGAGCUGCUGUUGUCGUUGUUGGCUCAAGAACCUGUAAAUUUGAGCCGAUUUCAACCCCUGUUCGAUUUAAUAGCUUGCGUUCAAUCUUCUGCGGACCCGGAAAAGAUUUACAAGAUUAAAAACCCGACUACUAGAGCUUUGUUUCUCACUGAAAAUGUCCAAAAGUUCAAAAUCAACAAUGCUGUGGCCAUUUUGAACUGCAUUAAUCGAGAUAAAAAUAUCGAAAGUGGAAAAUUGAAACAAACUGUUUCAUUUCUCUUCAAAAAAGUGUCGCUUUUGGAAAAAAUUUUGUCAAUUUUCCCUGACGAAAGUGUUGAUACCACAGCAUUGGAAUGGAAGUAUGCGCAAUCUAAGUUCGACGAGGGUUCUCAUAAAGACAUCAUUGACAAACUUUGUGUCGAGAAGUCAAAGUUCACACUUGCGAUGAAAUGGAUUGCUCUGAAUCCGAGCGUUCCGAUUGAAGUUCAGCAAAAAGCCGAGUUCAUGUCGCUGCAAAACUCUUCGCGACACGGAGAGGUCUUCAAGCUUAUUUCACACCUUUGCUCUUUCAAGUUCCCGAAGGCAAACAUUUUCAGCAUUUCCCAACAAAUGAUCCAAACAUGCGAUACAACCUCAGCAACAAUAAUUGUCAGCUUCCUAUUGGCAAAAAAUUUGACUUGUGAAAAUACAAUGUGGACGUUUUCAGAGGAGGAGCUUUCAAUUCUAAGAAAUCAGUACCUGUCUUUGAUUAUAAUCAGCCAAAUUACUGACAAUGUCCGAGAAAAAUACUUGCAUAUAAUCAAAUCUCCAGUUCUUGUUAUGCACCAAAUGUUGAUGAAUUGUGAAAUUCAGGCUCUUAAGUUGGGCUUCGAUAAGUUGGAAGUUAUUUACGAAUCCGAAACUUUAAUGGAAUCCAGGCUUCUUACCCGAAGUUUCAUGGUUAGCUAUUCGAUUGAAAGUCUCCAAGAGCAAAUUCCUCGAUAUGCUAAACUUGCGGUGAAAACUGAGAACUUCAUUUUGGCGAGAAAUCAAAUUUUGAAACCAAAGUUAAUCAAAUUAGGCGAUGACGUAUCUGAAUCGGUUACUAAUAUCGAUAACCAAUCACUUACUGCGAGCAUGAUGGGUGACGAUAAAGCAAGUUUAGCAGGGGGAAGUUCAAUUGCUGUAAAUGCUCUCUUAGCCGACGACGGUCCCAAGAGUAAUGCCAAUGACUCGAAGUGUUAUAUUUGUAACACUGUUUUUGGCUAUUUGAUGCAGCGCAAAAAUAAAUGCAAAAUUUGUCAGCGAUUUGCUUGUAGCAGAUGUGGGGAGUCUGUGGAAGUUAAGGGAUCCUACAUUUGGCAAUGUGAGAACUGCAAGCAGAAAGGAGGCCAAGCAGAACCAUCGAAAGACGACAAAAGAGUUGCAGAGAAAAAGAAACGGUUGUUCGAAACUAACAUCUUCGAUGGAACGCAGACUGCUAUGACUCCACUGUGGAAACUUCCAAAGGAACUGGAAGAUGCCCAUGACGUCAUCGAGGAGUUCUUCUACUCCAACGCGCCUUCCCUGCCUCUACUUGACAGCAUUUUGGACCUUCAUUUUGACCAAAUAGAAGUUGUCCAGCUACUGUGUGAUCAAGUGGCUGUGUUUUCCUCGCAACUCGUCGAAACUUUUAACCGAUCGAAAGGGAGAUCGGCGUCUCAUUUGGACGGCAAGUUGAUCCUGUUUGAGCAGACGCUGAUUUCGAGCCUGAUGAAGAAAUUAUUAGAAGGUGCAGAAUUGAGACUGAAAAAUGCAAGUGAGGAUGAAAAUUGCGAGGUUCGAAGACCCUCUUUCACUCAAAAUUCAUCCGGAGGAGGGCCCAGUCGGGUGAAAAAAGGUUCAGUUGGCCGACGACAGUCGAGUGUGAGUUUGACCACUAUCAAUUUCCCAGAUGCGGAGAAAAGAGUCCUCGAGCUGAAGUGUGCAGUAGAAGUGUUGGACAUGCUGAUUGAAAUAAAGUUUGACCCCCUUCCGGAUGUAAACAAGAUGCUGGCACCGAACUACUCCAGCGAGCUCAUCAGCAGUCUGUUGCGCCGUGACGAGUUCAAGACUGCCCUGGAUAUCUGCCAGAGGAUAGGCUGUGAGGCCCGUUCAGUGCACCGGUCGCUGGGACUGGCAGCUAUGAGGAACGGGUCCCUGAUAGAAGCCAGGACUUGUUUCAAGAAAUGUCUAGAACAAAAGCAGUCUGUGAAAAAUGAGUCACUGGUUGAUGAGAUUGUGUGUCUGAUUGAGUCCAGUUGCGUGCCGCCGCCUCCCUUCACAUUCGGAUCCUUCGAGAACUUCUUUGAUCACAUGGACGAGGAGCUGAUUUCUGAUAAACCGCUGAUUAUGAGCAAAUGUGAAAAACGCGUUGAAUGCGUGUACUACAUUAAAAACUUCCUCCCCCCUCGAUCGCUGGUUUCAUUCUACACUCUUAGACGCGACUUGAGAUCCGCAGUUGACACAUUUGUCCAAGAUGACCAAAAUAUCCUAACGGCUGAACACUUUUCAAGUGCCCUGUUCAAAACGGUCAUUGACCUUGGAGAAAAGGAUGAUGGAACUCUGUAUGUGGAGGAGUUGCUGCGUGAAAUGAAGAGCAAAGAGACAUCUGUUCACACGUGGAGAAAGUUUUUGGUGCCUAUUGGUGUGAGCGGCGGAGUUUAUAGCAGCAGGGUCCUAUAUCAAGUGCACGUCUUUCUGCAGGACUUUGUGCGAGCGAUUGAAGACUGCGUUGACUUGUUGGGAUAUUUGGAUGCGGAUAAUUAUGAAGAGCUACUGGAAAAAGAGCAGAAAGUGUUAACAGAUUACAGCAACUGCCUCACCGAAGCCAUUUCACAUGCCAAGGUCAACUUCAAGUUAGAAGGCAACAAAUAUCUACCGCAAAAUGAGCUCAAUGAAUGCCUUCUGAAGCUAAAUCUUCAUAAGGAACUUGGCGUGUUUCUUGUUGCAUCUGAGCAAAUCAAGUUCCCAGAUAUCCCUCCAUCGUCAACUCCAGUAGAACCAAGCAGAGCCGGAAAAAAGGCAGAGAAGCUGCCCAAAUUGUUGGCUGGAACCUCGUCGGCUGUCAAGAUCUGCUGUGGGCUUCUGAUUGAGUUCCAAAGUGGACGUGGAUUUGACUUAGCUACUAAUAUUUUGAAGGUGUUCCGGUUGAAUCAGGACGACAUUGGCGAUGUAGUAGCGAAAGAACUCUUCCUAGCAUCCCGGUUCCGAUCUAUGAUUUACCUGGCGUCCAGUCUAAACGAGAAGGCAGACCCUUUUCUGAGCAAGUUCUCCGACACUUUUUUGACGCAGUGUGUGAAGCAUUAUUUGGACAAGGCAACCACGACAGAAGCUGACGAAUCAGAGGAGGAGGAAGUGAAGAGGCUGAUCGAGAAAAUCGAAGAUAUCGAUUUGCGAGUGGACUGCUUUGUGAAAAUGGGAGAAAUGCGACUGGCCUAUUUCUGCGUUGCCAAAAGGGGCCGGGCAGGGGUGCCAAAAAUGAGAGAACUGCUCGAUCUGGGCAAAAGUGGGCUGCUUCAAAACUGCGAUGAUUUAGUGCCUAUUAUUGAACGCUGGCUCAAACAGAAUUCAUCCGCUCUUUCUGGCGCCACUUUGGAAAAAUUAUUUUAAUAGUAUUUUACAAUGAGUGUUUAAGUAUUUUAGUUAAGUAUUUUAAAUCCCUAAUAACUUAAAAUUUUAAUUUAUGUAUAUCUUGAGUAAUCA